This is a messenger RNA of Didymella exigua CBS 183.55, 3273 nucleotides long. RefSeq lists its product as uncharacterized. Gene Ontology annotation, cellular component: cytoplasm. The transcript has 2 exons. Gene Ontology annotation, molecular function: protein binding. The record is from RefSeq and is a predicted model, not a curated record. Bases 1 to 3273 code for a protein of 1090 amino acids. Gene Ontology annotation, biological process: autophagy; response to starvation. Lineage: Eukaryota; Fungi; Ascomycota; Dothideomycetes; Pleosporales; Didymellaceae.
AUGAGCCCAUCGCCGAACUCCGGAGCCGAGUACACGACGCCCGUAUCGAACCUCAGUCACCUCCACAAGCAGCAGCGCAACCAGCUCAAGGUGCAGGACACUCCUCAGCAGCGCGGGCGUAAGACGAGACAUGAGCUGGGACGAGAUAAUAGGCACGGGGAGAACCGAGUCACAAGAAUCUACCCGCGCGAGAUAACCAAGUCGCCGCCCUCCGCACAGCGCUUCGCCUCCGCCUCUCCUCCCUCAAACUAUAAUGCCACCACCUCUCCACUGUUCUCGGCUAUUGGCGCCACCAGGACCGCAGCUCAAUACACAACCGAGUGGACCAAGUCACUCCCGUUCUUCGGCAACCAAGCUUCACCAGGCAACGGUGGAAUAGCUAUAGCAGGCUCACCACCAACGUUUCAGAGCUCGCCAGGGGCACGAGACGGACUGUACAUACCGAGCAUGUCCAACUCACCGCCUGCACUUGCAGGACGUCCAAUGAGUCACCCUGGCCCGCAGGGGGCCUUUGGUGGUCGAGAUCGCAGGCCCUCCGCGUAUUCGCAGUACACCACCGGGCGGCCACUCUCUCAGAACUUUGCUGGGAACCCUCCCCUCCCACAUCAACCACAAGCGCACUUCUACGGGACACCUGAGCUCGACCUUGGGCUGGAUGGAGUGCGAGAUGGUGGUAUCCCUCCGGGCGAGGCAGGCCACUUUUGCGGCUUUGACACGCUGAGCAUGGGAGGCGACGAGUCCGCGCGAACAACGGAGAAUGUUCUCCUGGUUGGUUCACAAGGUGGUCUGGACGUCUUUCGAGUGGAAAGGGGCAAGCUCGAUAUUGUAGGACGCUUGGAAGGCUUGCGAGGCGCCGUCAUUGGCGCAAAGAUCCUUCCUUGGUGCCUAAGGAGGGAUCCUCUAGCAAGCACCAGACCUUUGAUUGCACUGACACUGCAUGGGCCGGUUCUAAAGGAGGGCCGCAGCAGUCACAGCGGCAGUGGCGCAUCGUCAGUUAUCGACGAUUCUGCCUCUGAGUCUCCCAGCAGGCUAUCCAGCAACGACUCUUCGACGCAAGUCAGUGGUUAUCAGACAACAGUCGAGAUUUAUUCCCUCAAACAGCAAACAAGGCUAGCCAUACUGUACGAGAGCCCUCUGGUACCUUUGAUUGUUCCGGUUGGAAGUCCCCUAUUUCAACCUCCUGCUCCGGUUGGCGACUUGGUGGUUGAUGCAAAUGGCGAGUUCGUGGUCGUAUCAUCAGGUGCUAGUGGAGAAGUAUUCGUGUUCGCCCCAUAUCUCAAAGGGCACGAGGAUCACCGGGAGCGUUAUCGCUGUGUAGGCAAACUCUGGACCUCUGUGCAGCUUCGUGAGCGGGUCACUUCAUCAAACGCGUCCAGCGGUGCGGACGGCAGCCACGAUGACGCCCCACCCGAGAAGUACGGCGUGCCAAUCUUCUCCCUUUCAGAUCGCUGGCUCGCCUUAGCUCCACCUACAUCUAGCUCACAGUGUCCAGUUAAUGGCACAGCUUUGACUUCUGCGCACUACGAGCGGCCACCAGGCAUUUCACACCACACCGCGCCAACUCAGCCGGCACCAAACUGUGCCGUGGAUGCGCCAGAAGCAGCCAGCCUCCUGAACCGAUUGACAAGGGAGGGUACUCAGGUUGCAAUCCAAGGCGCACGCUGGGCCACAGAGAAGGGCAUGCAAGCUUUCAAGAGCUACAUGAACAAGGGGACUGCCAACAACCUGCCAUACCAGGAUCCGAUGCAACACUAUUUCCCUCCUACGCACGGGCACAAUCAAGCUCAGCCAAGACAGGAAACGACUGUCAUCGCCAUACACGAUUUGCAGAAACUCGUCGAGGUCGAGGAAAAUCGGAGUAAGAGUGCCUUACAUCCAAUUGCAGUGUUCUCUGCAAUCAGCGGCUGCAGCUUGCUGUCGUUCUCUCCGACUGGCCUGAUGUUGAUGACAGUCAGCAAGAAGGGUGACUUUCAAGAAGUAUGGGACCUCAAGCGAGUCAACUACAGAAGAGCACGCAAGACCAGCAGAGAGCAAGCACUCGGGCCACAUGUACGACAAGUCGCCAGAUUCAGUCGCAUUACGGUUGCCAAUGCCGUCGAUGUAGCUUGGUCUGCUCCUCGAAUCGACAAAGUCGCCGUUAUCACAGAAAAGGGAACAGUGCACAUGUUUCUCAUGCCUGCCUCAGCAUUUCAAUGGCCACCGUAUAGACGAGGGCGCCCAACAGGCUCAGCGAACCCUAAGGAGGACGUGGCACCAACAAGCAAUGGGGGCGCAGUCGGGUCUGCAAUGCAAGCAAUCAAUGGCACGGCGAAGCCCUUCUUCAAUGCUGUACGUGGCCGAGCUGCUAGCAACGGCUCUCGCUUCACGUUCAGCAGUCUCGGCAUGACUCCUGCGGCAGGUGCAAAGUCCAGUAAGGCUGUGGCUGUGGGAGUAGGAAACUCCAUCAACAAUAUCCGCCAUUCCGGAGACAAUAAGAUCGCACUGCCUGCAUCACCAAGUGGUGUUAAGCCUUAUAGCGUGCGAUGGCUGUCCGGAAAGGGUCGAGGAUCUAUCGCUUUGGUAUCUGGUGGUAUUCUGCAGAUCUGGAGGGUUCAGAUGCGACCUGCUACGGGCAAAGGCAAAUUACCCAAUGCGACCUCGAUUUUGAAGAGAAAAGUUGUGGAGUUUGCGCUCGCUGCUAUACCAGACACGCCGUUCCCUCCUUCUAUUGCUGAGCAGCUCUACCCUCAGCCCGGCGAGCAGGAAGCGGUCAACGAGAUCUACGGAGAAUGGCUCCCUCGAGCCCUACCACGCAAGACAGCUGCCCAAGGCGUCAAAGGAUCAGCCACAGCGUUGGCACCUCUGAGUUUCUCUGAGAUUGAGACCAACCCGCCGUACCAACCGUUUUACACCGACCGCCGAGUCACUCGUUUCGUGUACGCGCGCCCGCUGAACAGCGUACAUGAAAGCAGCAGUGAGCAUCAGCCCUUCACAGCACCCAGCCUUGCUAGCAAUCUUCAUCAUGAAGACGACAACGCCCCUUGGCUGUUUGGCGAGGAUGUUGAGGCUAUCCGCAUCUCGUCGUCAGCAACUCACGCUCACGAUCUAGACGAAGAUGAGUUCGUGGCUGGCGUUGCAGCUAGGAUUGAAAACAAGAUGGUCCUGAAUGACGAUGAAGAGGAAGUUGAGCAAGUCGUUGUCACAACCAGGCGACGACGGGUCAAGAGGGAUGGUGAGGAGGGUUUCUUCGAAGACGACUGCGAGGUGCUUGACUUUGCAGAAGAUCGGGUCUAG